UCUCGACUCCAUUCAGAAAAAACAGCAGAGUUUUUACAAACGCAGAAACUAAGGAACUUCUAUUAAAAAAAAAAGUUUUGCGGAUCAAAACUUGAUCCAAUGGCAGAAAAACACCUACUGAUGUUUUACUAGACCUUCUUCUCUCUAAGGCAUUUUCUCUGAGUCUAAGGACAGUGGUAUUGCAGGACAGUGACAAUGCAGCUGUGGGCCCAAAUAUGGCAACUGGUAGUGCUUCCUCUUCUGCUACUACCAGUGUCAUUGUGCAGUCCAUGUCCCCAGCACUGCACCUGCCAGGGCACACAGGUCACCAUCUUCUGCCUACAGCGACGUGCUUCCACCAUGCCCCUAAACCUUCCUGCCUCUACACAUAAACUGUACAUAUUUCAGAAUGGAAUUAACUUCCUGCAAGAGCAGGACUUCCAUGGUCUGGUUGAUCUGGAACUGCUGGACAUUAGCCAGAACGAACUAUCAGUGAUUCCUGACAGGGUUUUCGGCUCUCUUACCUCCCUGCACAACCUUGACCUCUCUUCAAACAAAAUUUCUCAAAUCACUAAAGACAGUUUUACUGGCUUGGUGAACCUAGAAAGGUUGUAUAUCCAUAACAAUCGCAUCCAGAGCAUUCACCCAGCUGCAUUUAAGGGAUUGCUGCACUUGUUGGAGUUGAAGCUUCAGGGAAACCAGAUCAGCCAACUUCCCUCUCUGCAUCUUCAUAAACUGCUGUUGCUUGACCUAAGCUUCAACAGUAUUCCUGCACUUGAACCUGCUGACCUGCAGACACCACACUUAGAGUCACUAAAGUUGGCUGGGCUGGGGCUGACCACUUUGGAUGAAGGAUUACUGAGAAGACUGGGAAAUCUUCAUGAUCUAGAUAUAUCUCACAACAAGCUAUUAGGAAUGCCACCUGCAUUAAUAUCUGCAAAAGGGCUAACUCGCCUCAACAUAUCAGCCAACCUUCUGGGCCCCCUUCGUCAGGAAGACUUUAGGAACCUGGUAGGAUUGCAAGAGCUGGAUCUGAGUAGCCUUAACCUGCAAGAAUUUCCUGUGGACUUUUUUCAGUUGUUUCCCAAGUUACAUCAUCUAACAGCUGCAAAGAACCCUUUCAACUGUGCUUGUUCACUGUCCUGGUUUCCCAACUGGAUGAAGAGUUCAAAAGUGGCUCUUGGACAGACCGAAGAGACACGUUGCCACUUCCCUCUCAUAAAUGCAGGGAAGAUGCUUUCUGAGCUAGAACACAAAGACUUUGGCUGCCCUAUCACCAUCACUGAAAACUAUGAUGUACUUACUAGCAGCAGCAGCAGCAUGUAUAAUAUUCCAGAGCCUACAACUGCUCCACAUACCUCCCACAUACCACCUCCUUUUGUCCCCAGUGAGAAGUUACCAACUGAGCAACACCAGCCUGUGCCCCCUGAGGCUUCCACGUCUCCCAGAAGUAGCGAGGAACUUGAGGAGCACAUGUGCCCUCCAAACAUAUGCCUAAAUGGUGGUACAUGCAAGUUUGACUCAAAGGGCCAAGUAAUUUGUCUGUGCCCCCUGGGUACAUCAGGAUUGUACUGUGAAAACCAAGAUGAGUCCCAGCCUCCUCCACUGUCCCCAGGAAUUGCUGUGGUGACAGUUACUUCUAUAAAAACAGACAAGAUUAGCUUCCAUCAUGUAACCAGCACCUCAAUUUCUCUGGACCUGCACAGGUACAUCGAGUCCCGACCCAACAUCCGUGGAAUUCGUCUGACAUAUCGCAACUUGUCAGGUCGUGACCGCAGACCACUUCAACUCAAUGUACCUGCUUCAUAUCCAGAGUACACAUUAAGAGGGUUACAGCCCAACUGUACAUAUUUAGUUUGUGCCAGUCCACUGGAUGAGCCUGUAGAAGAAGCCAUCAGGUCCUGCAUGGAUGCUCAUACUGCUGGAGUCUCUCAGCCAUCCAUUGAAAAUACGCCUGAAACUUUCUUUUCCAUUGUUGUGCCCAUACUGGUAGCGGUAGCAGUGGUGAUGGCAGUUGCCAUUGUAGCAGUGGUGGUAGUGGUUUUACGAAGAAAAAGGAUGAAAACUACCACAGAUAUGGAUCUAGGUGAACCAACCCCUUUUGAGUUAGAAGGUGUGAAGAUGGGUUUGGAGAAUGGAACAUCACCCCAGAAGGUUGCCUCACCCCACUUGCCUUACCCGCAAGCAUCUCAGAAUGGUAUGGACUAUGAGGUCCCGUUAAUCCAAGAACAAUUUGCAUCGAACAACAACACGGAUCAGAGAAUACCACCAUACUUUUAAUGCUGCACAGACACUCGGCACCUAGAGGUGCAUGCUUAUAACCCCUGCAGGCGGGUCAAGUGCAAACACAAGUGCAGACACAAGUGCAGUUGCAUGGUUUUGUGUGUUAAAAGUGACUUAUUUAAACAAAGUGCAAUUGCCAUCUGAGGUAUUGUUUGUUUCUAAAAGUGCCUUUUUGCAUGUACAGUACAACUUCUACUGCACUGCUCUCUAACUAAAAAGGAUAGUGCGUGCACAGAGUAAUGCUGGUGUUGGAAACAAACAUGACCCGAGCGUGUCCAGAGCUAGAAUCCGGAAGAAUUUUAACAUAUCUGCCGUUACACUGCAGUUAAAUUUUUUGCUCCACCUGAUUGGAUUUAUGCAUCUCCAAGAGCAAUAGUACACGGAUGAAAGAGCGGCAUCGAAAUAUGAUGGUGAACAACAGGAUUGACUGUAAGGGAAUCUUUGUUGCCUUUUGAAACACAUGCACAGACGUACGUUUAAGGUCUGUGACAAUGCCGGCUCUUCUGAAAGCACCAUUAAAACUUGUUCAAAAGGGCUAAAUUAGAGAACAUGGACAGGUUGCUUGGCUGUCAUUCCUUCAUGCUGCAGCUUCUAAAAAACUUCCUUCCCUGGCCGUCAAAUAUUUUUUAGAGUAUUGCUGUGAAAGAAAAACAAUGUUUACCCUUGUGCAUAGUUUAUGUUGUAUAUGUGAAUAUUGUCUGUUAUUGGAGCUGAUAUUUUAUUUUUCUAACUUUUUAUAUCUCAAAGCUACAGACAUUGUUAGCAGAGCCUGUAUGUUUUAUCUUUUGCUUUGUAAUCAGGAGCACUUGAAAAGCUGGUUCGCAGUCUUCCUUCCGACAAAUUGCCGAUCACAAUAGAAAUAAGUUUGUAUACUGUUGCAGCAUAUCGCUUAGCUUUUGGUACUGCUCGUGGACUUUAUCAAUCGCCUGUUGCAGGAUGAUCAGACUUAAUUCAUUUAAGCUCACCACAUGAUGAAGAACCAUUUCAAAAAGCUACUUUUGAAGGACUGAGAUGCUGAGAAGAUGGUACUUGUAGGUGGUACACUUCUUGAAGUAACUCAAGAAAUUAUACACAAGCACUCACAAAGACCAGAAGGGAACUUGGGAGUUUUCCAGCAAAUUUGGCCAUGUUGCUUGAAAUUAGUCCCAAGUGUGUGUGUGAAUGUGUGUGAAUGAGCCAGCAGACUGUGACAAGGUUUAAAGCCAAGUGAUAUACUGUAUACCAAGUAUAUAGCUAGUCUGUGUGCAGCUGAAGUUUUUAACAUGAAAAGGAAAAAUCCACCCUGAACCACUUCCUAAAUUACACACAUUGCAUAUUCUCCAGCUAAAAUGAGUGAUGCAGUGGCACUUUAGUCUCGUGUACAGCUUUCUACUCAGAAGAUCAGCUUCCUAAUUAACGUCUAACUUAUAGCUAAUGUUAUAGCUGAACCGUGUAAAGGCCAAAAAGGCUAAUUUCUUACAGGAUACACCAUCCUGCAGAUUAGCAACCCCAAUCGUUAAAACACAGAACGAAUAUAAUUACAAACACAUCUCAUGUGUUUUAGGGUGGAGUUUUCCUUUCUCUACUAAAAUUAUAAACAUCGUAAAUCCAUUAGAAUACUUAAUCCUAUUUUCCCCUGAAAGGACAGCCAAGAUUUUCUUAAUAAGUAACAGCACACAUCAAUCUGAACUUGAUGGAAAAAGCCUUUUCAGCUCUGGAGUCUCCGUUGAUUUGAGCGUUCUUCACUCUUGCUUGUUACACAAGUACCUCCCAGUCUGCGCAGAUGGCCCCGGCACCCAGCACAUCCAAACAUUUAAACUGGAAAGAGGAGCCGCUUCACACAGCGCAAGGGACCGAAACUAUUUGAAACAUUUUUGAAGCUUUUUCAAGUUCCGCUUUUUAACUUGGGGAGUUUAUUAUUUCUUUCGGUAAUGUUUUGUGUAUGCAAAACCCGAGGCUCGUCUCACAUUCUCUCUCUGUUUUUCUUUUUUUUUUAACUGCAAAAACAUGUGUUUUAAAAAGAAAAAUAGACUUGAGAAAAUAAAAAAUGCAAAAAAAAAAAAAAAAAUA
Tachysurus vachellii is the source of this 4311-nucleotide messenger RNA. It is a transcript of the gene vasna, whose product is annotated as vasorin a. Bases 196 to 2259 code for a protein of 687 amino acids. Gene Ontology annotation, molecular function: protein binding. NCBI's taxonomy places the organism in Eukaryota, Metazoa, Chordata, Actinopteri, Siluriformes, Bagridae. The record is from RefSeq and is a predicted model, not a curated record. The transcript is spliced from 2 exons.